AUGAAGUGCGCGGGGGCCGCGGGCGGCGGCGACGAGCUGCUCCUCGGCGCAUGCUGGCUCGAUCCCAAGCUGGACGCCUCCUCUCCGCCCUCCACCUGCCACGAGCUACUCGACUCGCUUCUCGCCCCGACGCCGCUCGCUGAACUCAAGCCCCUUCCCCCUUUCACCGGCUACACCGGCCACUUAUCUAUCAACGGCAUCUCGGGCCACCAUUACCACGCGAUAGCGCAACGUCUUCCAGAAGAAAAUAAUAAUUACCCUACCCAAAGCGGUUAUGGUGCAGAUCACGACGUUGUUUCAUCUUCAACGUGCGCCGCUGACAACGAACCACCGGACCUUGAGGAUGUAAAGCCUUUCCUAGAAUCGCCGGAUACUAAACCGUUCGCAGAAACGGCCGGAUCAGGGGCAGCGGACUCUUGUGCUGCAUCUUGCUCUCCCCCGGCAAAGUUGUUCGAGGACAGUCAUAAACAGGACAACAUGUACGAUAUAAGUUCAAUAGAAGAUAUAGCUGCCAUUAUUGGCUCGGCUAUUGCAGAUACCACGGUUCCAUCGCAACCUGAGGACCCUGAGCGUAACGACUCACGAGACAGUUGGAUGGACAUCGACGCCUGGAUAGCAGGCGCUUGCAGUCAACACGGAGACAAAAUAGUACCGCAAGAUCUUGAAUUCGGUCUACCGAGUCCACCUCAGCAACAUACAAGUCAUCAUUCAAGUUUAGACUUCCCUUGUAAACCGGGCCAAGAAUUUUCUAAAAGCCAAGAAUUUCUUCAAAAGAAUCUAGGCCAGGCUGGGUCGACGCUACAGUCGUUACUGACACAUGGUUACAUGCCGUUGCUUCAAAAUCGGUUGCAGAACGGCCCACCGGUUAAACAAGAAGCUCCGAGCUCGACCAGUUACGGCAUGGAUGUUAUAUCAACGUCAUCACCUCCAGGCAACGUGGUUUCCACGACAGAUGGUGUCGGUGGCAUUUUAAAUGGUCGGUAUGCAUCUCAUUAUGCACUCGGUCUUAAAUCAGACGGACUAUGCAGUCCAGAGAGACUGCUAGGGUACCCCCACGCCCAUACGACCACAAUUACACCGGUGAAUAAGAGUAAACGAAGUAGAGCGAAAGCCAAGCAAGCCAGCAAUGGUGGAAACCUGCAUAGCAGUUCCCUGGCCUUUCCAUCUGCGACAGCGGCGGAACUAAGCGGUCUCCUCGGCAAAGAGAAGCCAGUCCAUCGCUGUACAAUAUGCAAUAGAGGAUUUUUGAACAAGUCAAAUAUAAAGGUACAUCUCCGUACACACACCGGGGAGAAGCCUUUCAGGUGUGACGUAUGUGCGAAGGCUUUCCGUCAGAAAGCUCAUCUCAUAAAACACCAACAGAUCCACAAGAGGAUCGGUAGGGACUAG
Molecule: messenger RNA, 1389 nt
Organism: Achroia grisella
Lineage: Eukaryota; Metazoa; Arthropoda; Insecta; Lepidoptera; Pyralidae
Gene: ich
Product: ichor-like
Exons: 1
Coding region: 1-1389 (462 amino acids)
Biological process (GO): embryo development; embryonic hindgut morphogenesis; embryonic pattern specification
Cellular component (GO): nucleus
Molecular function (GO): RNA polymerase II transcription regulatory region sequence-specific DNA binding; DNA-binding transcription factor activity, RNA polymerase II-specific
Source: RefSeq, a predicted model, not a curated record